GCCAGAGCAAGUCGGGAGGCGGGGCUUAUCUGAGUGAACGCUUCCGGAGUAGAGCGGAUAGUAACACACAUGGUGCUUUCUCAUGUUGGUGAAUGCACUGCGGCCAACAAUACUUGUCUGGGUUAGAACUGUCACACCGCAUCCUCAUCCUUCGAAAGUGUGCUUUUUCUCUAACCUGUCAAGGAUUCUUCAAAAAUCCCAUCACAAGCGAGAAAUCUUUCCUGCUCUUCAACAGUUUUCCUCCUUGUGCAGAUUCGUGCCCAUGGAGGACAAGGAGGCUACGACGGAGCUGAUUCAUCUUGGGGAGAAGCGAGCUUGCCCUGAGGAGGAUUCAGAACAUACUGCCAAGAAAGCCCGACUUCAGGAUGAAGCCAAUGGCAGCCAUGUCACCAAACCUGCAGAGGAAGAUGAAGAGGAGGGUGGAGAAGAGGUGCCUUUGGAGGAUGAAGAUGGAGAAGGCGAGAGCUUUGCUGAUAUGAUGAAACAUGGCCUCACGGAAGUGGAUGUCGGAAUCCAUAAGUUUGUCAGCGAUCAUAAAGGAUUCUCUGGAAUCUUGAAAGAGAGAUACUCUGAUUUCGUCGUUCAUGAGAUUAACAAGGAGGGGAAGAUCGUGCGGCUACAUGACCUCUCCAUACCCGUAGAACCAGAGGAAACAUCUGCAGAAACCGAGCCGGUAGAAUGUCAGGACCUGACAGAAGAGCAAAAACAACAGCUUGGUGAUCUGCAGCUAUUCAAAAACAAAGAGGGAAAUGUGGCUAUUGAGGUGGAAGGAGAUUCCAAGGAGAAGCGUACUUUGCUUCAUAAAGCAAUCAAAGCCCUUUACCCAGGACUGGAGACCAAAACUGAGGAAAGAGAGGGGAAGAGGUUCAUAGUGGCGUAUCAUGCAGCUGGGAAAAAAGCACUAGCAGCACCGAGAAAACACUCAUGGCCUAAGAACCGUGGCAGCUUCUGCCAUUUUGUGCUUUACAAGGAGAAUAAAGACACCAUGGAUGCCAUCAACGUCCUCUCCAAAUUUCUCAGGGUUCGACCCAAUGUCUUCUCCUACAUGGGCACCAAAGACAAGAGAGCCAUCACUGUGCAAGAGAUCGCUGUGUUAAAAAUCAGCGCAGAACGCUUGGCUCACCUCAAUAAGUGCCUGAUGAACUUCAAACUGGGAAACUUCAGCUAUAAAAAGCACCCACUGAAACUAGGAGAGCUGCAGGGGAACCAUUUCACAGUGGUACUCAGGAACAUCUCGGGCUCUGAGGAACAGGUGGAACAGGCCAUGACAUCACUCAGGGACACAGGUUUCAUCAACUAUUAUGGCAUGCAGCGCUUUGGCACUACAGCUGUACCCACACACCAGGUUGGCAGAUCCAUCUUGCAGAACAACUGGACUGAAGUGAUGGACCUGAUCCUAAAGCCACGGCCUGGGGCGGAGAAGGGCUAUCUGGUGAAGUGUAGAGAGGAAUGGGCCCAGACCCAAGAUCCUGAAGCAGCUCUGAAGAAAUUGCCUGUAAAACGCUGUGUAGAGGGACAGCUGCUGAGAGGCCUGUCAAAGUAUGGAAAAAAGAACAUCAUUACAGCGUUUGGACUGAUCCCUCGCAACAACAGGCUCAUGUACAUCCACAGCUACCAGAGCUUUGUGUGGAACACCAUGGUCAGCAGGAGAGUGGAUGCCUAUGGCCUUAAAGCUGUGGAGGGAGACUUGAUACUCAAAGGAGGCACUGCUCACAUCCUGACUGCAGAGGAAGCUGAUAAGCACUCCAUUCAUGAUAUUGUGAUGCCACUACCUGGAUUUGAUGUCAUCUAUCCCACACACGACGUGGGGAAAGGCUACAGAGACAUGCUGGCGGCCGAUAAUCUGGACAUCGAUAACAUGAGGCAUAAAGUACGUGAUUAUUCACUGGCUGGAGCUUACCGCCGUAUCCUCAUAUGCCCUAAAGAUGUCAGCUGGGAGCUGAUUCAUUAUGAUGACCCUAAAGUGCCUCUGGUCCACACAGAUGUAGAGAAACUGGAAAACAAACCAGCACCAGUUUAUUUGACAGAGGGUAAAUACAAGGCACUGAAGAUGGAGUUCUCCCUCCCUCCAUCUACCUACGCCACCAUGGCCAUCAGAGAAGUGCUCAAAAUGGACACCAGCAUCAAGAACCAGACACAGCUUAAUACCGUGUGGCUAAACUAAGGACCCUUCAUCUGUCUGGAGUUUUAUUUUCCCCACAAGCUUUUGUUUUUAGUAACUCAAAACAGAAAUAAGCACAGAGUUGCUCAGUAUUUAAUUUCUUAACUUUUUAACAAGCUUAGACAUCAGUGAGUAUAACCCUUAUGUUUCAUAGAACUUUAUUGCCCUGUCUUAGCAGGAUUGACCACCCUGUUCUUGAUGAAUGCGUGUUAUUUUUUUGUCUGAUAUCAGACUGUGCUCUAGGCAUACAGAUCAGAGAUAAAUAAAUACAAUGUCUUUUUUUUGUAUUUGCAAAAUGAUGUUUUGUGAAUAUAAUUAAAUCCACUAUGUUUUAAAACCCCAUCUUUGGAGUAGCCUUAUAU
Messenger RNA from Hemibagrus wyckioides, 2523 nucleotides. RefSeq names its product pseudouridine synthase 7 (gene pus7). Gene Ontology annotation, molecular function: RNA binding; pseudouridine synthase activity. Gene Ontology annotation, biological process: pseudouridine synthesis. Gene Ontology annotation, cellular component: nucleus. Bases 83 to 2164 code for a protein of 693 amino acids. Lineage: Eukaryota; Metazoa; Chordata; Actinopteri; Siluriformes; Bagridae. The record is from RefSeq and is a predicted model, not a curated record. The transcript is spliced from 17 exons.